Molecule: messenger RNA, 3135 nt
Organism: Penaeus chinensis
Lineage: Eukaryota; Metazoa; Arthropoda; Malacostraca; Decapoda; Penaeidae
Product: probable G-protein coupled receptor No18
Exons: 1
Coding region: 1-1335 (444 amino acids)
Biological process (GO): adenylate cyclase-activating adrenergic receptor signaling pathway
Cellular component (GO): membrane
Molecular function (GO): octopamine receptor activity
Source: RefSeq, a predicted model, not a curated record
AUGACGAUAUCAAGACUUCCCGAAAACGAGACUCUCACGAACCUCGUGGAGUCCGACCUCAACGUCUCCGGUCUCGAGGAAGAGACGCUGCUCUCGGGCGGAAUCUAUGACUUCGAGCUGGCGAUGCCCGUGUGGGAGAUCGUGGUGACCGUCGUCUCCCUCGGCGUCAUCAUCAUCUUCACCAUCAUCGGCAACGUGCUGGUGAUCCUGUCCGUGUUCACGUACCGGCCGCUGCGAAUCGUGCAGAACUUCUUCAUCGUAUCGCUGGCCGUGGCCGACCUGACGGUGGCCGUGUUCGUGCUGCCCUUCAACGUGGCCUACAGCAUCAUCGGCAAGUGGGUGUUCGGCAUCCACCUGUGCCAGAUGUGGCUCACGUGCGACAUCAUGUGCUGUACGGCCUCCAUUCUCAACCUGUGCGCCAUCGCCCUCGACCGCUACUGGGCCAUCACGGACCCCAUCAACUACGCGCAGAAGCGCACCGUCAAGCGCGUCAUGAUCAUGAUCGGCCUCGUGUGGAGCAUCAGCGUCAUCAUCUGCCUGCCGCCGCUGUUCGGCUGGAACGACUGGCCCGACGUGUUCACCUCCGACACACCCUGCAUCCUCACGCAGGAGAAGGGCUUCGUCAUCUACUCCUCCUCGGGCUCCUUCUACUGCCCGCUGCUCAUCAUGACCAUGGUCUACAUCAAGAUCUUCACGGCCACGCGGAGGCGGCUGCGGGAGCGGGCCAAGGCCUCCAGGCUCAACCAGCUCCCAAACAGCGGAAAGGUCAGGCUUACCAAGGAGGAGGACUCCGCCGUGAGCGAGAAUGGCCAAAACGGUUACAAUGACACCAGCACGAAAAAUCUGGUGCAGAAGAAGAAGCGAAAGAAGAGGAAGACAGGCAAGGGCCAACCCUCCCCUGCGACACCAACCCUCGCCCCGCCUCCCAUUGCGGAAACCUCGGACCUGAGCAAUCCGAAGGAUGAGGCCUCCCCACUCGAUGAGAAGAAAGGUGCAGACGUUAUUGUCAGAGUCAACCCGAAGGACGGCAGCCAAAUCCACCAGUUUAUCGAGGAGAAGCAAAAGAUUUCUCUGUCCAAGGAGCGUCGAGCUGCCCGGACGCUGGGCAUCAUCAUGGGCUCCUUUGUGGUGUGUUGGCUGCCCUUCUUCCUGAUGUACGUGAUCCUGCCCUUCUGCUCCACGUGUCCGGUGCCCAACGACAAGAUCAUCAACUUCAUCGUGUGGCUCGGCUACAUCAAUUCCUCCCUCAACCCGGUCAUCUACACCAUCUUCAACCUGGACUUCAGGAGGGCCUUCGCCAAGAUCCUGAGAUGCCCCAACACCACAGCUCUGUAAGCUUAUGAAAAUAUUAUGAUUAAAAGACUAUCAAAUUGAUGUUGUUUACGUUAUGUAGUUGUUUUUUGUUUGACUACAUGAGAUACAUACUCAGAGGUGACAAAAUAUAAAAAAAUGUGAUAUUGUUGUGAUCAUUUUCGAAUAUAUAAUUUUUGGAUAUCUUAAAAACAGAUAUCAAGGAACUGAAACUACCAGAUUAAUGCGUGCAUUGUGCCAAUCCAAAUGUAUAUGAAGUUAUGCCAAAGAUUUGACCCCUUAAAAUUAUGUUAUAUGUUAAUGCUCACGUGUGUUAAAGAUAUAUUGUUUUAUGCCUUACUGACGUCACGAGAAAGUCCUGGUCCACGAAACAAAGAUGAGGAUUAAUGAAGAGAAAUCAAAUUAAUAGGAAAAGGAUAAGAAAUAUAAAUCAUAUCUAUACUGUCAGUAAAGCAAUAUCCCUGAAUGCUCAUUCAAAGGUGUGUGUAUAUUCUUUUAUAAAGAUCAUAUAUUUGAAAAUUUAUGGUCAGACCAUAUGUAUUUUAAAUCAGUGUAGAAUAAUAAUGAUACUAAACACUAGAGUCUCUCUUACGGUGAGAGUGUAAACUUAACAGUAGUGUAAUGCAGAUAUAAAGUCUUACAUAUACCAAAUGCCCCUCAUCCCCAAAUUAAAAUAUAUUAGUAAAUGUGUAUAUAUCCGUGUUUAUGACAGAUAUCUAUAACUUACGUCUAAAGAGCCCACUGUCGUAAAUCAUUCCUUAGUAUAAAAAUAAGAUGUCUAUGAAAGUCAUCGGGUGUCCAAAAAGCUAUUUCGAUAUUGCCAUUGUUAGUCACAGGUGUCUGUGUAAAAGGGUGUGCUGGGUAUGGCAUAACACGGUGUCCACAUAGUCUGUAUUUUGUGAAGGCCUGGGAGGUAUCAAUCUGGCGUUUCGAAAGCCACGAUCUGAAGGUUCUUCCAAAAGAAAAUUAUGUUUCAUUACGUUUAGAGUAAUAGUGUAUUAUCUCCGAUAGUGGGAGAUUUAUACGUAUUGAAGAACCUGCCGUCUUGUGAUACUAAUGACUCUUAAGGUUAUAGCACAUUAAGAUAUCUUAUCACAAGAUGUGAACUCCGGCAGCUUUAUUGUUGUAAUAGAGAGUGAAUACUUUCUUCGGUUUCUCGUUAUAUGAAGAAUUAGAUAUUGACAGCUGUUGUGAUAUCUGUCUAACAACGAUGUUACUGGAUAACUAUUUAAAGUAAAAUAAUAAGAAUAAAUAUAUAAGAAAGAUAUAUAUAUAUAUAUUAGAAAAACAGAUAUGUAGUGCUACCCAACUGGUUUGGGGAAGAUGCAAGUGCUAAAGGACCACUUUGUAACAAUUCAUCCCAAGUAAAACACCAUGUUUAAUUUAACAUUUCCGCUAAUGCUAUUUUGGAGUGAAUGCACUAGUUCUCAAGAAAAAGUGGACAAAUAAACGAAGAAGUUUAGAUGUAACACCAACACUGUGUAGUAGAUUAUUUGCUCUAAUCUAAUUUGUGAUAUAAUAUAUUUGAAUAGCUAAGGGAUAUAUAUAUUUGAAUGAUUUGAUUUCACAUUUUACUCAUGCACACAUUGUAUGGCUAAUAAAGGUGAUGGAAUAGACUGAAGUAGAUAACAGCGGUCUGCAUUUUGAUACAUAUUUCCUUUUUUAUCAUAUUUCCUUCUUAAAUCCUUUGGGAGAUUGGCAUCCCAAACUGAGCCCCAAAAGGGGGUGCCAAACUUCUACAUCGAUCCUUGGCAAACUGAUUUAUGUAAUUUGUGCAGUAUACCUGUAAUUGGUGAGUUACUAAAUAUAACUGUUACAAAAUCA